This is a messenger RNA of Perca fluviatilis (European perch), 4258 nucleotides long. Its product is annotated as ras association domain-containing protein 5-like. NCBI's taxonomy places the organism in Eukaryota, Metazoa, Chordata, Actinopteri, Perciformes, Percidae. Bases 1037 to 1891 code for a protein of 284 amino acids. Gene Ontology annotation, biological process: signal transduction. The record is from RefSeq and is a predicted model, not a curated record. The transcript has 5 exons. Gene Ontology annotation, cellular component: nucleus.
GAGAGAGAGAGGGUGGAGAGAGAAGGGGGAGGGUGCUUGCAGGCUGAUAACACACUCAACCACAGAUGGUUGCAAGAGAGUGAGGGAGCAAAGACAGACAGAAAGAGAGAGAUUAAGAAGAGGUAGGGAAAGCAGAGACUAAGAAAGCGGGUGAGGCUGAGUGGGAGGCAUCCAUCUCUCUGGUAGCAUUGCCAAAGCAACAGCGAGAAGAGGAGAGAGGAGGUACUACAGAGUCUGUGAGUCAGGUCUUGUUGCUGAAGCCAAGAGAUCUUCUGCUGCUGUUUACUCUGGACCCCAGGGAUGGAUCAAUGCUCACACACAUAAAUGCCAGACUUGAAUUGAACCGGGUUUUUUUUUUUGCAGUGGGUCCUUACAGAGGCACAGACACAGGAAAGCAGGAUGUGGUAUUGAAUGCAUGCCUUUUAUGAGCGUUGGUUUGCGGGUAUAACAGGGGCUCUCAGGUGAGCAGGGUUAACUUGAAACCAACCUGUAAAGUGACUCCAUGACACCAGCGCGUGCCUAUAUAUAUGUGUGUGGGUGUGUAUGUGUGUGAUGGUUACAUACUGUGUAUGAGUGUGUGUAUAUGUUUAUGUUGAGCUGCAAAUGGCCAGGUGCAUAUACUGUAUGGUGUGUUUGUGACACCGGCGUCAGAACACACACACACACACACACACACACACACACACACACACACACACACACACACACACACACACACACACACGUCAGGAGGAAGUGACACGUCUGUGCUCGAUCUCGGAUUUCCUGGUCCCCUCUCUGGUGGCACGCAGAGCGUUGAAUCUGAGCCGAGUUCACCUGUCUCGCCCUCACAGGCGGGACUUAAACUCUUCUGGAUGCAUCAACAGAGGACCGCUGACUUUUCUGGAUGAGUAAAGGGCAGUUAGUAGCGCGUGUACUCUGAUUGUGGCUGAGUCACAUCAGCCCUGCGUUUUCGAGAUAAACCAGCACUUCCUCAAGCUGUCAACGUGCUGCUCUGGUGCUGCGCCGGUGCCGGAGGCCGUCUCUGGACCUCUUCAUGACUGUCAAUACAGUGCUGACCCCCUCCAUGACAAGCAGUAACAGCAUGAGCAGCGGGUACUGCAGCCUGGAUGAAGAAAGCGAAGACUUCACUUUCUUCACAGCCAAGACCUCGUUCUUCCGCCAGCCCAAGCAUGCAGCUAAGCAGAAGGAAGCAAAGGAGGAAGAUGGAAGAGGAACAAAGGGCCUGUCAGAAGAAGAGGUGCGGACAAGGAUAGAAGAGUAUAACGCUCAAGUCUCUGAAACUGGCAUGAAACUGGCUUCAGACGGAUCCUACACAGGCUUCAUCAAGGUCCAUCUGAGGCUCAGUCGACCAGUCACAGUCCCCGCUGUGGAGGCGGCGGACUCAGAGGGAGCGUCCAGGCAGACGGCUGGCCGCACUCAAGCGCUGUCAGAGUGCCAGGAAGGGACGGACUUUGGGCAGAGCCAAAAGAGAACAUCCUUCUACCUACCGUGCGACUGUGUCAAGCAGAUCCACAUUAGCUCUCUGACCACCACCAGAGAGGUCAUCCAAGGUUUGCUGAAGAAGUUCAUGGUGUUGGACAAUCCCCGCAAGUUUGCAUUGUACAGACAGACACACCGCGAUGGACAGGAUCUGUUCCAGAAGCUUCCUCUGUGUGAGUGUCCUCUUCUUCUGAGGUUGAUAGCAGGGCCUGACCCAGAGCAGCUCAGCUUUGUCCUUAAGGAAAAUGAGACUGGAGAGGUGGAGUGGCAUGCGUUCUCUGUCCCUGAGCUGCACAACUUCCUGGUAAUCCUGGGGAAAGAAGAGGCGGAGCGCAUACGGGCAGUGGAGCAAAAAUACACUGUGUACAGACAGAAACUACAACAAGCCCUACAACAACAUGACCCCUGACCCCUUCACCUGUUACCUUACGACCUCAACCCAGGGAGAGACUGACCCUCUAAACGCUGACCCUUCAAGACCCGUGAUCUAUUCAGAGACUGGAGCCAGAGCUGAACUCAUCUCUCCACCCUCCACACAUAGACCCAAACAUACAGUACAUUCACACAUAGAUGCAUACCCUUUCUCAGGACGCAUACAAGCCCACCCAACCAUCGACACAAACGCUCCCCGAGGAGAGAAUCAGGGGUUGAAAGCGACAUGAAAGGCUACAGGGGUGUGUCGUCUGAUAGCUGGUUGGAUAAGCAGAGUUUUCAUUGCCAAGGACACACACAGAAAGAUCAGAGCAACACAAGAUCUGAAACUCCGACUUGAGAUCUCAUUUGGGACUGAUAUGAAUCAUUUGUGUUUUUAAAGAUACCCUCUUAUUCUUCUUCUUCUGCUGCUGCUGCUGCUGCUGCUGCUACUGCAAGUGUUACUUAUGCAUGAGUCUCUCUCAGCUCAUCCCCCUGCACAUAGAGUUAGAAGUCACACAGAAGGCAUGAUUACUUUUUGACAGGACAAUCAUAUGGAGUGUUCUUUUGAUUUGAUUUUUCUUGGAAUUGAUGUAUAGGGUUAUCACCAGAUGUAUUAUUUUUAUGCUGGAAUAUAAGACGUGUGGAUUUGUGAGAGAGUUGUUUUUGGGUCAGGGUCAAGAAGAAAGGAAAGAAUAAGAAAAUUAUCAGAGGAUGGAUCUUGCCAUUCUCUGUUUUUUCUCAGGGACCAUGCGUUGGGCAAAGGAGGAAAAGGAACCAAAUUCCACCCUACAACACCCCACUUUUUUUUUUGCCCACUUUGUCCAAAAUCUCAGCGUUUUUUUAAUUUGUUGCUAUCAUUUUAUUUUCCUACUUUAAUGCCAUGUGAAAAGCUGCUGUCAGGAGCUUCGCUGACAGAAAGAUCUUCAAACCAAACCAUUUACCCGAUCCACAAACCUAAACUCUUCUCAGAUAACUGUGAUUUCAUUUUCCCUCCCUAAAUCCUGACCCCAACCUUGCUUGACCUGCUGAGCAAGGCAAUCCACAUACUUUUACAGAAUUUACACUUUAUUGUUAAAGUGAUUUUACACUGUUAGUAUAUGGGUUUCAUUUGAAUGUCAGAGGGUUUUUUUUUUCUUCACCAAAGCUUAGAGGGACAGAAGAUUUUAAAUGGAUGAGAGACAUUAGGAAGUUUAUCUAAUUUAAAGGUGGCGUAUGUAAAAAAAAUUAAACCAUCUUCUGUUUUUGCACAUUUGGAUGCAGGUCACUGAAUAGCCCACAACUCUGGGGCUGGGCAUGCAUUUCUGCUUCUCUUUUCUUGUCAUUUUUUCCUCUUUUUCAACUCCCCAUCUUCCACCCAAAAAAAGAAACAAAAAUAUAUUAAAUUAAUGAUAAUGGCUAUGAUGUACCAAUGACGUGUUUGCAAUGCAUAUGUAUUAUGUAGACACUGGAAAAAAAAGUGACAAGGUUAAACUUUGUUAUUGCAAUGAAUAUUGAUAUUAUUGUGUGUGUGUGUGUGUGUGUGUGUGUGUGUGUGUGUGUGUGUGUGUGUGUGUGUGUGUGUGUGUGUGUGUGCGCGCAAUGUGAAUUAUUAUAAGUGUGUAUGUGUCAUCGGCGCUCCCUCAUUGGGCCUCACUUAUCAACUAUUAAAACAUUAAUUGAGUGCACAUGUAAUAUAACGCAUUACAACUGCAAAUUAGGUUGUUUUGGAAAAGCUAUUUGGCAUGCAUGUAUCAUAAAAUGAAUGCAUUUAACCAAAGCAUUUAGUGUAAACAUUUCCCACACACCCUGAGAUAAAUGAGGCUCGUCGUCCAUAAGCACAUGCUUCUCAGUAAACCCAAACCUGUUCUUUUUUUUUUUUUUUAACGCCACCACCCAAAGCCCAAGCUGUUCCUGCUGGCAGUGCCUUUUGUUUCAUGUGCCCCUGUGGAUCUAUGUAAGGUGUGUUUCAGCACACAGGUGCCUGAGUGUAUGUGUGGGCGCUUUUGCAAGUGUGCAAAAAUCUGUGUUUCUUGGGUGGUGUCAUUUUUUCGUUCUUUGCCCUACCCUUAACACAUUUGUCUUUCCAACAAAACCUGUGUGUGUGUGUGUGUGUGUGUGUGUGUGUGUGUGUGUGUGUGUGUGUGUGUGUGUGUGUGUGUGUGUGUGUGUGUGUGUGUGUGUGUGUGUGUGUGUGUGAGUGAGGUGCGUGUUAUUUAUUUCACGGUCCACGUCAUCCAUAUGAAAUAAUGUCAAGGAUGUUGAGACUUAAUGCUUUUUUUUUUUGCAAUUUAUUUUUUUUUUAUUUGAAAAAGUGUGUAUAAUUAUAGCAGUAGAACUGUACAGAAUAUCACAAUGAAAUAAAAAGGUCAUCCCUUUAUUGAAA